AUGAUGAGGAACAAUAACAAUACUGCUUCCCUCUUCUACUUUUUGCUAAUCAUCUGCUUCGCUGCGCUGCACGCUGAUGCGUCCCCGUCCCAAGCGGAUCGACUGAGAGAAUUCAUCAGGUCUAGGAGGAAUGCUCCUAGUGACAAUAAGAGCACGUUUAAGGUGAGUAACAUAGGCCACAGGGUUGCCAGCAGCCUCCUGAGCACAAGCUACUCCGACAGUGAACAGAGCGCCCUCAAGGCGGCUGACAAGAUCACUGCGCUGCCGGGGCAACCAGCCGGCGUCGACUUCGACCAGUACGGCGGGUAUGUGACCGUCGACGAGGAGAAUGGCCGGGCACUCUUCUACUACUUCGUGGAGGCGCCACAAGGUGCCUCGACAAAGCCACUCCUCCUGUGGCUUAACGGAGGGCCCGGAUGCUCGUCGCUUGGCUACGGAGCAAUGCAAGAACUCGGCCCGUUCCGUGUAAAUAGCGACAACAAAACGCUGAGUAGAAACAAGAAAGCUUGGAACAAUGUGGCAAAUGUGAUCUUCCUGGAAUCGCCGGCGGGUGUCGGAUACUCUUACUCCAACACAUCCUCCGAUUAUGACCUCAGUGGAGACCAAAGAACAGCUGAUGACGCGUAUUUGUUCUUGGUUAACUGGCUGGAGCGCUUCCCUGAAUACAAAAGCCGUCCAUUCUACAUCUCCGGGGAGAGCUACGCCGGGCAUUAUGUGCCCCAACUUGCUGCCACCAUUCUAAUCGAGAAUUCCUACAACAGCAAGACAGCCAUAAACCUACGCGGCAUCUUGGUUGGAAAUCCAUUUCUCGACCACAAUAUGAACUUCAAGGGUAGAAUUGACUACUUCUGGAGCCAUGGGACGCUGUCUGACGAGAUCUUCGCCAACAUAACCAGGCACUGUCAUUUUGACGAUUCAGAUGGCGAGGAAUGUGAGGGCGCUUUGGAAGCUUUCCAUCCUGGACAGUUUGAUUACUACAACAUAUAUGCUCCAAUCUGUGUUGAUGCGGCCAACGGAGCAUACUACCCCAGUGGCAACUUACCUGGGUACGAUCCAUGCAGCGAUUAUUACACCUAUUCCUACCUCAAUGACCCAGCAGUGCAGAAGGCUUUCCAUGCUAGAAUGACAAACUGGUCAGGAUGCACAAACCUGGACUGGAAAGAUUCACCGAGAUCCAUGGUGCCAACAAUCGCAUGGCUAAUCGAGAAGAAGUUACCUGUCUGGAUUUUUAGUGGCGAUUUUGAUUCCGUAUGCCCACUUCCUGCUACGAGGUAUUCCAUCCAUGAUCUUAACCUGCACGUCACCACUCCAUGGCGCCCGUGGACAGUAAACAUGGAGGUCGGAGGAUAUGUUCAACAAUACAAAGGAGGAUUCACAUUUGCCUCUGUCAGAGGAGCUGGUCAUAUGGUUCCAUCUUCUCAGGCUGAUAGAGCAUUAAUAUUAUUGGACUCCUUAUUGAAAGGGGUGCUCCCACCAUACGUUCAGGAGCAGUAA
Molecule: messenger RNA, 1494 nt
Organism: Miscanthus lutarioriparius
Lineage: Eukaryota; Viridiplantae; Streptophyta; Magnoliopsida; Poales; Poaceae
Source: the annotation of a GenBank genome assembly